Urocitellus parryii (Arctic ground squirrel) is the source of this 2050-nucleotide messenger RNA. RefSeq names its product solute carrier family 13 member 4 (gene Slc13a4). Gene Ontology annotation, molecular function: transmembrane transporter activity. The record is from RefSeq and is a predicted model, not a curated record. Gene Ontology annotation, biological process: transmembrane transport. Lineage: Eukaryota; Metazoa; Chordata; Mammalia; Rodentia; Sciuridae. Gene Ontology annotation, cellular component: plasma membrane.
AUGGGCCUUCUUCAGGGCCUUCUUGGAGCAAGGAACCUGCUGUUGGUCGUCUGCGUUCCGCUGCUGCUGCUGCCUCUGCCCAUCCUCCACCCCAGCAGCGAGGCUGCGUGUGCUUAUGUUUUGAUCGUGACCGCUGUGUACUGGGUGUCUGAGGCGGUGCCUCUCGGAGCUGCAGCCCUAGUGCCUGCCUUCCUCUACCCGUUCUUUGGAGUUCUGCGAUCCAGCGAGGUGGCAGCCGAGUAUUUCAAGAACACCACUCUGCUGCUGGUGGGUGUCAUCUGCGUGGCGGCCGCCGUGGAGAAGUGGAACCUGCACAAGAGAAUCGCCCUGCGCAUGGUCUUGAUGGCCGGAGCCAAGCCGGGCAUGCUGCUGCUCUGCUUCAUGUGCUGCACCACGCUGCUGUCCAUGUGGCUCUCCAACACCUCCACCACGGCCAUGGUGAUGCCCAUCGUGGAGGCCGUGCUGCAGGAGCUGGUCAGUGCUGAGGAGGAGCAGCUCGUGGCGGGCAACUCCAGCACCGAAGAGGCCGAGCCCAUCAGUCUCGAUGUAAACAACCAACCAUCUCUGGAACUCAUCUUUGUCAAUGAAGACACGUCAGCUGCAGACUUCACUUCUCUGAUGCAAAACAAGAACCUGAAUGGUGUGCCCACGAUCACCAACCCCCUCAGAACAGCAAACCAACACCAAGACAAGAAGCAGCCAUCCCAGGAAAAGCCACUUGGCCUGACCUCCAGCCCCAGGAAUCAGAAGUUGAACAGAAAGUACAGGUCCCAGCAUGACCAAAUGAUCUGCAAGUGCCUCUCUCUGAGCAUUUCCUACGCUGCUACCAUUGGCGGCCUGACCACCAUCAUUGGCACCUCCACCAGCCUCAUAUUCCUGGAACACUUCAACAACCAGUACCCAGCCGCAGAGGUGGUCAACUUUGGCACCUGGUUCCUCUUCAGCUUCCCCAUAUCCCUCAUCAUGCUGGUGGUCAGCUGGUUCUGGAUGCAUUGGCUGUUCCUGGGCUGCAACUUUAAAGAGACCUGUUCUCUGAGCAAGAAGAAGAAGACCAAAAGGGAAGAGUUGUCAGAGAAGAGAAUCCAAGAGGAAUAUGAAAAGCUGGGAGACAUCAGCUACCCUGAAAUGGUGACUGGAUUUUUCUUCAUCCUGAUGACUGUACUGUGGUUUACCCGGGAGCCUGGUUUUGUCCCUGGCUGGGACUCCUUCUUUGAAAAGAAAGGCUACCGCACUGAUGCAACAGUCUCUGUCUUCCUUGGCUUCCUCCUCUUCCUCAUUCCAGCAAAGAAGCCCUGCUUUGGGAAAAACAAUGAUGGUACAAGCCGGGAGUCCUCCCUACAGUCUGAGCCCAUCAUCACAUGGAAGGACUUCCAGAAAACCAUGCCCUGGGAGAUUGUCAUCCUGGUAGGAGGAGGCUAUGCCCUGGCUUCCGGCAGCAAGAGCUCUGGUCUUUCCACGUGGAUUGGGCACCAGAUGUUAUCCUUGAGCAGCCUGCCACCAUGGGCUGUCACCCUGCUGGCAUGUAUCCUGGUGUCCAUUGUCACAGAGUUUGUGAGCAACCCAGCCACCAUCACCAUCUUCCUGCCCAUCCUGUGCAGUCUGUCUGAAACGCUGCACAUUAACCCACUCUACACCCUGAUCCCAGUCACCAUGUGCAUCUCCUUUGCAGUGAUGCUGCCUGUGGGCAAUCCCCCCAAUGCCAUCGUCUUCAGCUAUGGGCACUGCCAGAUCAAAGACAUGGUGAAAGCUGGCCUGGGAGUCAAUGUCAUUGGCCUGGUGAUAGUGAUGGUGGCCAUCAACACCUGGGGCGUUAGCCUCUUCCACCUGGACACUUUUCCAGCCUGGGCGAAGGUCAAUAACAUCACCAAUCAGGCCUAACACAAGUGGAUAACCUGGCUCAGUUGAAGGAGUUGCGCUGAGCACAACCUGAACCACAGGCAAAGAAAAUUACCAGGAGCAUGCCCCAGAAACACACUGAAGGCAGCGGUGCCAGAAGAUCCUGCCAUCUGAACCUUGAAGUGCAGGGACCCUGCAAUCACCACAGGCAUGG